AUGACUCUUGUGAAUGCGGCCAUUGACCGCAUUGGAAUGACUUCAUUCCAAUGGAAGUUGUUUUUUCUGAAUGGGUUUGGAUAUGCUGUGGACUCGCUUUUGAUCAGCUGCCAAGGCAUCGCACAGCCUGCAGUUUCGCAAGAGUAUGGCAGCCCAUCGGCGCAACUGGCUGGUAUUGCGCUCGCCUCUCAGGUUGGCCUGCUUGCCGGAGCCGCCUUUUGGGGCUUGUCAGCAGAUAUUAUCGGACGUCGUUUUGCGUUCAACUCUUCCCUCUUUCUGGCUGCCAUUUUCGUCAUCAUUGCAGGUGGGAUGCCGGAUUAUAUAUCGUUUUCGGCCCUAGUCGCACUCUACUCCGCCGCCGUUGGAGGCAAUUAUAUUCUUGACUCAACUAACAUGCUGGAGUUCCUCCCCAACAAGUAUUCCUGGUUGGUGACAUUUAUGUCUCUCUGGUGGGCAGUCGGCUACACUAUUUCUGGGCUUCUAGCAUGGGCGUUCAUGAGCAAUUAUAGUUGUCCUUCUGAUGCCGUUACGUGUGCACGCGUCGACAACAUGGGCUGGCGUUAUCUUCAUUUCACUACUGGCGGCCUUGUACUCAUUCUCAGCAUACUGCGAGUUGUUGUCAUCCGAAUGGUACAGACGCCCAGGUGGCUCUUGUCGCAGAACCGAGACGAGGAAGUCAUCAGCUUCCUAGCAAACCUGGCCGAAAAACAUGGCAAACCUCUCGAACUGACCCUGGAGGAACUGCGUCAAGAGGGGAACAUUAUCCAUACUGAUCAAUCUGUGUGGUCCGCGGUACGAAUUCGGCAGCACUUUGUGGCCUUGUGCCGAACACGUAAGCUCGCCUGGUCGUAUACCGUGAUCAUGCUCAAUUGGCUGGUAAUUGGCAUGGUGAGCCCGCUUUAUUACGUCUUCUUGCCGUACUAUCUUGCCUCUCAAGGCCGGAAAGUUGGAGACGAUUCCAACUACACGACUUGGCGCGAUUAUGCCAUUAAUCAAGUGGCUGGUCUGAUAGGGCCACUUAUUGCAGGGGUUCUCGUCGAGAGCAAGAUCUUUGGUCGAAGAGGCACAAUGGCAAUUGGUGCUUUCGCAACAAUGGUCCUGCAGUUUGGUUAUACACAAAUUCGGACACCAGCACAGAAUGUUGGCGUGUCUGCUGCGAUUUCUGCUGUCUCAAACAUUUAUUAUGGAACAAUAUAUGCAUACACACCGGAAAUUCUCCCGUCAGCUCAUCGAGCAACGGGCUACGCCAUAUGUGUGGUGCUUAACCGCAUUGGCGGCAUUUCGGGCGUUCUUGUCGGCAGUUAUGCAAACGUUGAAACAACCGUGCCACUUUUCGUUUGUGCAGCAUUAUUUGCCCUGCUCAUUGUGUUAAGUCUGCUUCUGCCUUUCGAAAGUCGUGGAAAACGAAUCCAGUAG
Messenger RNA from Talaromyces proteolyticus, 1416 nucleotides. Its product is annotated as major facilitator superfamily domain-containing protein. Bases 1 to 1416 code for a protein of 471 amino acids. Gene Ontology annotation, molecular function: transmembrane transporter activity. The transcript has 4 exons. NCBI's taxonomy places the organism in Eukaryota, Fungi, Ascomycota, Eurotiomycetes, Eurotiales, Trichocomaceae. Gene Ontology annotation, biological process: transmembrane transport. The record is from RefSeq and is a predicted model, not a curated record.